CAACAAACGAACAACACGGAUCCCGCGCUUCAACAUGCUAUAGGCCAACCAAUUUUCCGUACGCAUCGUUUCCUUGCUCGAGGAAACAUUUUUUUGGAAGAAACGCCAUUUGGAGGGUGAUCGCGCGAAUUUUUUGAGCAAUUGGACAACGCCGCCGAUCAACCUCACAGGCCCCCUCUUUGAUCGUAAACGUUUAUCAUAGUUUAAACUUAUACCGAAGAAAAUGAUUUUGAGAUAAAAAAUAUUUCGAUAACCUGUUGGUUAAACGAAACGAUCAUGGCGGGGAAAGGUUUCUGUGUAAAAGUAAAACUUGAAUUACACGCCAUAACGUGUCCGGGUGUAUGGUUGUGUCCUAAUGGGGAAAUAGCGCUGCGAAUAACCAGUCUUGGUUCCGUCCUAGAAUCUCACAGAGUAUCACCGAUUUUUCCACUAUUAUUUCACAACGAGUUUAACUUUAAGAAAACUUUCACACGGCUGGCUGCUUUGACAGAGUUGCAACGGAUUCUGGAGAAGCAGCCUUUCUAUGCGGAAUUGAUACAAUGGCUUAACCCGUGUAAUCGACCCAUCAUCUUGGCCACCUUUCAUACUACUUUAGCUGAUCUUCUCUAUCCCGUAGCUCAGUGCAAACGUUUACUACCUGGAGUCGACAUUGAUCUACUUAUGGAUCCCACUAAAUAUUUCCCUGGUAUUAUAGCACCUAAAAUCGAGAUUUCGACAAAAACAGUCAUAGAAGAAGUAAAAACGAUUUACUGUUCAAAUGUUGACCAAUCUUGUGUAUUGAAUCCAAAAACAAUCAAUUCUAAGCAAAAAUCUUACACUCACAAAAAACGAGCCGUCAAAGGUAUUAUCAGGCAAAGAAAAGUUUGUCAUAGUCGAGCAAAAGCGAAAAAUCAAGUUUGCUAUCCUGCACGGCACCGAUGCAAAUCAUGUAGCGAUAUAAUGCGCCCAUAUCAGAUUGAACCAUAUCGAACUAGUCAAUGUUACCAUCCAUUGAAACAGAAAUUAAAAAGCCAAAAGAAUCUUGCCAUCCAAAUUGACGCAAAUGAUGCAUUGUCAUCACAUGAAAUACCUUUUAUUUGUGGCAAUCUGCAUAUCUUUGAUAGCUGCCCUGUCUGUUUGAAGUAUAAAUGUUAUUUUUCCAGUGAAUGUGACGGUACUUCUCCCGAUAAGUCGAUUCCAACAAACUUGUAUAAUUGUCAGCAUUACGGAUGUCAUAAUUGUUUACCGAAUAGCCAGUUGUCGCGAGAACCUAUUUCUACAGUACCAGGCUUGGCAUUUUCGGCAAAGGAUUCCAAAUCAAAUGUAUAACUUCCAUUGCUCGUUAAUCGUUUUUUAUAAUAAAAUGAAAUCAUCAAGAAAGAAAAAAAAUACACAAAAAUAACAACA
Molecule: messenger RNA, 1386 nt
Organism: Apis mellifera (honey bee)
Lineage: Eukaryota; Metazoa; Arthropoda; Insecta; Hymenoptera; Apidae
Product: spermatogenesis-associated protein 6
Exons: 6
Coding region: 277-1308 (343 amino acids)
Biological process (GO): spermatogenesis
Molecular function (GO): myosin light chain binding
Source: RefSeq, a predicted model, not a curated record